Molecule: messenger RNA, 3335 nt
Organism: Coregonus clupeaformis (lake whitefish)
Lineage: Eukaryota; Metazoa; Chordata; Actinopteri; Salmoniformes; Salmonidae
Product: MAGE-like protein 2
Exons: 3
Coding region: 786-1940 (384 amino acids)
Source: RefSeq, a predicted model, not a curated record
GGGAGAGGGAGAGGGAGAGGCAGACCAGUGGAGGAAGUGAGAGGGAGAGAAGCAGAGGUAGAGACCGAGCGAGAGAAAGGAUUCCAUAUGAACCAGCCAGGUCCAAAUAUUCUCACGCAGGAAUAGUCUUUAGUCCGGAAUACAGCGUCCUAUCCCAUUCCCCGUCCUUAUCCUGGAGUAGCCAGCGAGGACCAGAAUCCCCUGGGGAACACCGGCGUUCCCGGUCCUCCGACAGCCUCUCUUCCUCCAGCUCCCUGUCCCAUCUCUCUGCAGACAGACAACAUUCCCGGCGUUCCCAACGCUCCGACAAGCCAGGAGGGAAGAGGAAGUAUAAAACGCGGCAUCUGGAAGACCCUUCCUGGGAGCCAUCCAGCUCCGCAAGGAGAGAGCGGGGGAGAGGGGGAGAGAGGGGGAGAGGCGGAGAGAGAGAGAAGAGGGGACGGGGAGCAGAAGCCACCGCUAGCCCCAGGAAGUGCAGAGGCGGUCUGGAAGAGAGUGUGAAGAAGAGAAGGCGUCAGUCCCGCAGCCCCAGUAUUGAAAUCCUCUAUGAAGGGAAGACUGUGAAUGCUGCUAGCCCUUUACGACCGCAACACAAACGCAAUGGCCGGAGGAAACAACGCCUCGACCGCACCCUCCAACACUCUCCCGUGGUCAUUACCAUAGACAGCGACAGCGACAACAAACAUACAGUCCAAACAACCACACUGGAAGAUGAUCGCGCCCUGGAUUUAUCUGACCGUGCUCUGACCGUGCCUGGUCUUCCACUUGGCGACCACAACCUGGACAUGGGGGUCGAUAUCAGUGAUUUACCGGUCGAUAUUCUCGACCGUUCUUUGACCGUUUCGGACCACAACUCGGACAUUGACCACAAUGAUGUAAUCGACCAUAAAACGGAUGUCGAUGACGACUGUGUAGUUGACGUUUCUAUAGACGUCAAGGACCGCGUUCUGAACACAAACACUGACGCAAAUGCGGUGGAUCGUACCCAGAACGCAGACGGUGGCGGUCUUGUUCGCCCCCAGGUCAACCACAGCUGUGACCCUGGGGGCGCAGCCUCCGACUCCCGUCUCCUAGCAACCAUCCUGCAGGACCUGGAACAUAUCACGCAGCCUAACCUGACCUUUACCCCCAACCUGAACCCAGACCCUAACCGCAUGCAGAAAGCCAGGCCGCCCAGAGAGACCACACCGACUCCUUGGUCCUCUGAGGGAGAGACUAACUUCAACACCAACAGCCCUGUUUCACCUACAGCGACCCACUCUACUAGUUCUGUAUCAUUCACAGACUACCACUCUGCUAGUCCUGUAUCGCCUAUAGGUCACUCUGCUAGUCCUGUAUCGCCUAUAGGUCACUCUGCUAGUCCUAUAGGUCACUCUGCUAGUCCUAUAUCGCCUAUAGGUCACCCUGCUAGUCCUAUAUCGCCUAUAGGUCACUCUGCUAGUCCUAUAUCACCUAUAGGUCACCCUGCUAGUCCUAUAUCGCCUAUAGGUCACCCUGCUAGUCCUAUAUCGCCUAUAGGUCACCCUGCUAGUCCUAUAUCGCCUAUAGGUCACCCUGCUAGUCCUAUAUCGCCUAUAGGUCACUCUGCUAGUCCUAUAUUGCCUAUAGGUCACUCUGCUAGUCCUAUAUCGCCUAUAGGUCACUCUGCUAGUCCUAUAGGUCACUCUGCUAGUCCUAUAGGUCACCCUGCUAGUCCUAUAGGUCACUCUUCUAGUCCUAUAGGUCACCCUGCUAGUCCUAUAGGUCACAACUCUAACUCUAGUGCAUUAUCACCCAUUGUCCACCCUUCUAACAGUCCUUUAUCAUCACCCAUAGCUGGCCCUGUAUCGGUAGAAACCCCCCACUUACCUUUUAGCCCAGGAUCAUCUAUAUCGCCCAGUCCUUUAUCAUCACCCAUAGCUGGCCCUGUAUCGGUAGAAAACCCCCCACUUACCUUUUAGCCCAGGAUCAUCUAUAUCGCCCAGUCCUUUAUCAUCACCCAUAGCUGGCCCUGUAUCGGUAGAAACCCCCCACUUACCUUUUAGCCCAGGAUCAUCUAUAUCGCCCAGUCCUUUAUCAUCACCCAUAGCUGGCCCUGUAUCGGUAGAAAACCCCCCACUUACCUUUUAGCCCAGGAUCAUCUAUAUCGCCCAGUCCUUUAUCAUCACCCAUAGCUGGCCCUGUAUCGGUAGAAACCCCCACUUACCUUUUAGCCCAGGAUCAUCUAUAUCGCCCAGUCCUUUAUCAUCACCCAUAGCUGGCCCUGUAUCGGUAGAAAACCCCCCACUUACCUUUUAGCCCAGGAUCAUCUAUAUCGGCCAGUCCUUUAUCAUCACCCAUAGCUGGCCCUGUAUCGGUAGAAACCCCCACUUACCUUUUAGCCCAGGAUCAUCUAUAUCGCCCAGUCCUUUAUCAUCACCCAUAGCUGGCCCUGUAUCGGUAGAAACCCCCACUUACCUUUUAGCCCAGGAUCAUCUAUAUCGCCCAGUCCUUUAUCAUCACCCAUAGCUGGCCCUGUAUCGGUAGAAAACCCCCCACUUACCUUUUAGCCCAGGAUCAUCUAUAUCGCCCAGUCCUUUAUCAUCACCCAUAGCUGGCCCUGUAUCGGUAGAAACCCCCCACUUACCUUUUAGCCCAGGAUCAUCUAUAUCGCCCAAUCAGGAGAGGCCUAUCCACGAACACGGUAUACAGCACUGACUGAUCACCUGGACACACGCACACAGGGACGCACGCACGCACGCACGCCACACACACACACACACACACACACACACACACACACACUUAAACUGUCAUACACACUUAAACUGUCAUACACACCGUUUGAAUAUGCUGAGUUUGUUUAACUGUUAUUUGAUCAAAACCUGUUGUCUUCUGCCAGAUGGACUCUUUAAUCUGUUGUCUUCUGCCAGAUGGACUCUUUAACGUGUUAUCUUCUGCCAGAUGGACUCUUUAAUCUGUUGUCUUCUGCCAGAUGGACUCUUUAAUCUGUUGUCUUCUGCCAGAUGGACUCUUUAGCCUGUUGUCUUCUGCCAGAUGGACUCUUUAACCUGUUGUCUUCUGCCAGAUGGACUCUUUAAUCUGUUGUCUUCUGCCAGAUGGACUCUUUAAUCUGUUGUCUUCUGCCAGAUGGACUCUUUAACCUGUUAUCUUCUGCCAGAUGGACUCUUUAACCUGUUGUCUUCUGCCAGAUGGACUCUUUAAUCUGUUGUCUUCUGCCAGAUGGACUCUUUAAUCUGUUGUCUUCUGCCAGAUGGACUCUUUAACCUGUUGUCUUCUGCCAGAUGGACUCUAAUGAAACUGUUAUCUUUCUGCAGAAAAAAAUAUAAAAAUAAAAUCACAUUUGAUGAUUAUCA